Marasmius oreades (fairy-ring Marasmius) is the source of this 990-nucleotide messenger RNA. RefSeq lists its product as uncharacterized. Lineage: Eukaryota; Fungi; Basidiomycota; Agaricomycetes; Agaricales; Marasmiaceae. The record is from RefSeq and is a predicted model, not a curated record. The coding region runs from base 1 to 990 and encodes 329 amino acids. The transcript is spliced from 4 exons.
AUGGAAAAAACUAAUGAGACAUCUCAACAACUCACUCUGGCUGAACGUCAGAAACUCGCUUUACAAGUGGAAGAAGAACGUAUCCUGACGUUUCUCAAGGACCCCUUCAUUGACCCUCUCAAGCUCGGUCCGAACAGAGCUGUGUGCAAGCCUUGUGGUCGACGAGUGGGACUUUCCAAGGGGCGGUUUAGACUAAAAAACUGGAAGAGACAUAAGGAGGAAUGUCUCAUGGCAAACUUUGUAAAGGACGAAAUCGACAAAGGAAUGGAAUGGACCGGUAAUGGUUUCCCGCCUGAUCCUCGUUCGGAGGAAGAUAUAGCAGUGGAUUUGUCGGAGAUGUUUGCAGGAAGGGGGCUGUUCUCUGCCCAAAUGCUACCAGCUUUUCGGGAACUCGGGUUCGGGUGCGGAGGUGCGCCUUGUAGAAGUCCAAAGGAACCCCACGAGCCUCGUUCCCGCCAACCUUCUCAAACUGGCGCACCGACUGCAAGCUCCUCUCAAGUUGCAUUUAAGAUUAUCGGUCGUUCGGGAAGAAGAGAACAAAUGACACAUCCCCGGAGUCGUCCAUCCCCUCUUCCCAGUUUCCCGCCACUCCAAAGAGCUCCUAAGAGAGAUUUCGAUGAAUUAACUCGCAGGAGAUCCAAAACACCCUUACAAUUCAAUUUCAAUGAGCAGGGGCAGAAUAUGGAGGAUACCCAGUCGCUCAACGUCCGAGUUGGCCGUCCGCCGCUCAUAAGAUUCCAAUCAUUUAGCAGUUUCAAAACGAGAAUAUCUGAGAUUGGAAGAAAGUUCUCUGGAAGUCUGGUUGGUUCUAGGGAUAUAGGGUGGAGUAACAACGCAACAUCAGCUACAGCCCAAAGGUCCCGGUCAGACAUCAGCAAAUCGUUUAUUCUCUGGAGAAACGAUCUAUUUGGGAAACAGACAACUGGCCUUGAAGGUUCCAAGGCCGUGCAGAGGAGUGAAGCGAAGCUCACGAGAAUGGGUACGAUUUGA